AUGGGUAUUCCUGGCCUCAACAAAGCGGUCGGAGCUUCUGAUCGAAUCGCCUUAUCUCGACUCGCAGUCAAGCAUCUAGAAGCCACGAGGCGCCCCAUCCGAAUUGCCGUGGACAUAUCAAUAUGGCUUUUCCAGCUCCAGGCCGGACGAGGAGGUCAGAACCCAGAAUUGCGAACUCUAUUCUUUAGACUUGUUCGGCUGCUUGCCCUUCCAGUCCAUCCUCUUUUUGUCUACGAUGGAAAACAGAAGCCGCCAUUCAAGCGCGGCAAGGCGACCACAGGGCGAAGCUAUGGUUCUGCCCCCAUUAUCGGUCUUUCAAAAAUUCUCAUAGACCUCUUCAAAUUUCCGCGACACGAUGCGCCGGGAGAAGCCGAGGCUGAGUGUGCGCGGCUCCAGCAAGCUGGCGUCGUUGAUGCCGUAAUGAGUAAUGAUAUCGACACCCUGAUGUUCGGAUCAACUCUUACGGUGAUGAACUUUUCGAAAGAGGGCUCAACUGGAACUACAGCUGCAACUCAUGUCGACUGCUACACAACAGAGAAUAGACUUGGCGUUGAGGGAAACGUGAAUUUGAACCGUGCUGGUAUGGUUCUCUUUGCAAUGCUAAGUGGAGGUGAUUAUCUGCCAUCAGGAGUUACGAAAUGCGGACCUAGCUUGGCAGGAGAGAUUGCCAAAGCCGGCUUUGGCGAGGACCUUUUCGAAAUAGUCUAUUCUCUUGAAUCCGAAAUCAAAGAGAAACUUGAUGAAUGGAGGGAUAGACUGCAAUACGAAUUGGAUGAGAACGAAAGCGGCUACUUUCAAUGCAAGCACAAAGCAGUCCGAAUUCCCGAUUUUUUCCCCGACUCUCAGAUUCUUGCGUUCUACGCGAAACCACUUGUCUCCAACGAUACCGAGAUCGAGAAUUUGCGCCGGCGACUUACAGAUGCCUGGGAUCAUGAAAUUGAUGCUCUGGAGCUUAGAAAAUUUGUUGCUGAAUUUUUCGACUGGAAAUACAGAUCGGGAGCCAGGAAGCUGGUCCGAAACAUAGCCGAGCCACUGCUAUUGACCAGGCUGCGUCUGGGUCGUUCUCCUAUAGCGCUGCAUGGCUAUGGCUCCUACAUCCCCAACCAGGAUGUUCCUGUCCUGCAAAAAGCAUAUCGGAGCCGAAUGCAUUUCAUUACCGGGGGGACCCCUCAACUACAGGUAGAAAUGAUUCCACUUGACGUCGUAGGACUGGAUUUAGGCGCAGAAGAGCCGAACCCACCGCCCGAAAGCUCACAAAUUACGCAGCCGGGAUCUCAGGCCGCAGAAGCAAGUGACGAGGAAGAAGUCGGGGUUACGGAACCAUCGGUUAAGACAACAAUUGGCUUUCAACUACCAAAGAAGAUAUACAAUCCCAGCGAGCCCGAAAAAAUCUGGGUUUUUGAGGCGGUAGCAAGGCUCGGCAUCCCCAAGGUGGUGGAGCAAUGGAAGAAGCAAGAAGCAGAAAAGAAUGCUCCCAAGAAACCUAAACCCAAGAAGACAACAAGCACGGUCAGAAAGAAGAAAGUUAUUGACCCUAGCAUGAAGCCUGGGGGGAUCCUUCGAUUCACAACCGUUACGAAACCGGGCAGUGGCAUGAAUGCAGAUAAACAAACUUAUCUGCUUGAAGCGUCGACCUCUCAAUCUUCACAAUCUUCACAAAAGCAAAAAUCUAGUCAGUACUCUUCUCAAGCCGAUCCCCAAACUCCUUCUAAAAUGGGAAUGGCGAGUCAAACAUCGCAGCGAUUGCAUAAUGUGAUGAAAACACCUUGGCUCUCUGUUGAGGAUCCCAUCCUCCAAUCUCCAGUGGCAUGUAGCCUGACAGAUGGCAGCCCCUCGAAUCGACGGAGACCACGUUUCACCACGGGAAGACCAGUGCUAGGUUCCGCGGAGUCUCCAAUACGACUUGAUUUGGACGAUAAUGUUGAGACCUGUGAUACAUCACCACUCUCGCGAAUUAAAGUCAGCUACACUAAUGUUGGAAGCUCACUACCUCUCGCCAUGACUCCUCCCAGUCACCUUGAAUCGCCACAGCCUCGUCGUUCGCGCCGAUCUAAAGCACAGCCAGAGUGCAAAUCUCUCGAAUAUGAGGAGUUGGAGCCUCUUCCUAGACCUCUUUCUUUGCCAGCCCCCAAACCAUGUCGAAAACCGAAAAGCCUUGAUCGACAGCCUGAAAGUCAAAAAGAUGUCCCGGAACCUGUUUGUACACCACCACCGUCGUCGUCAUCAUCCUCACAACCAACUCAGAGCACCAACGAUGACAACUUUCCUGAAGCUACUGCCAAAGCUCGUCGUACCAAAACAGUCGAGAAAAUUCGUACUGAGAAUGGGUUCUGGACGGUAGAGACCUAUGAAGAGGAAAUAACAUGCCCCUCAAAGGGCGAGGCGGCAGACAAGGAUGGUAAAGAGGAUGAUGAUCAGAAGCCCAAAAAGAAACGAAUUGGACGAGUUAGUAUCUUGGAUUUGAGCUAG
Molecule: messenger RNA, 2469 nt
Organism: Talaromyces rugulosus
Lineage: Eukaryota; Fungi; Ascomycota; Eurotiomycetes; Eurotiales; Trichocomaceae
Exons: 2
Coding region: 1-2469 (822 amino acids)
Molecular function (GO): 5'-flap endonuclease activity; crossover junction DNA endonuclease activity
Source: RefSeq, a predicted model, not a curated record